AUGGACAAGGCCAAGCUCGUCCAGCUGCUCAAGGGCAGUCAAGUGCCAAACACCGAACAGGUCAAGGCCGCCACUGCCGAACUCCAGAAGGACUUCUACUCCAAGCCCGAGUCGCUUCUCCUUUUGAUCGAGAUCGCUCUCACCAACGAAGCUCAGGAUGUCCGUCAGCUCGCUUACGUGCAGGCCCUCCGCCUCGUCCCCAAGUAUUGGGGCGAGAAAACCGCUCAGGACCAGCGCCAGCUUGCUCGCACGCACCUCCUCGAUGGUCUUUUGAAGGAGACCGCAAACAACCUGCGCCACUCUGCGUGCCGCCUGAUUGCUGGUAUUGUUGGAGUGGACAUCAAGAACAAGGAGGGCGAGGAGUUUUUGAAGCAGCUUCUUACUCUGAGCAACAACGACAACGUUGGUAUCCGUGAGGCCGGUUCAUACCUGCUAUACGCCAUGCUUGAGAACAACCCAAUGCACUUCCUCGACCACAUCCACGAUCUGCUUAAGCUGUGCGGCUCCCGUCUGGAGGACCCCGAGAGCAAGGACGUUCGUGUCAACAUUGUUCGCGCCAUUGGUGUCAUCGCCCCUCUCGUCGAGCCAGAGGAGGACCCUCAGGCAACACAGCUUCUCCAGGGCUUUUUGCCUGGUUUGGUCAACAUCCUCAAGGCCACCAUUCAGGAUGAGGACAGCGAAGGUUACAACACCGUCUUCGAGGUAUUCGAGACCUUCGUUGCCCACGACCCCAACCUGUUGGGUCAGCACCUCAAGGAUCUUCUCGACUUGGUUCUGGAGAUUGCCGCCAACACCGAGGUUGAUGAGGAGGCGCGUACUCAGGCCAUCAACUUCCUCGUCAUGUCGGUUGGCUACCGCCGUAUGAAGAUCCAGGCCAUGAAGGAUAUGGGCUCACAGCUGAUGAUCAAGGCUAUGCACAUCAUUGGCGAGAUUGAGACUGAUGAUGAUGAGGAGCUUACUCCUGCCCGCAGCGCCAUCAGACUUGUCGACACUCUUGCCAACGAGCUUCCUCCCCGCCAAGUCAUUGUUCCCCUUCUAGAACAGUUCCCUAUUUUCGCUGCUCACCAGAAGCCUCAAUUCCGUAUGGCCGCCAUGCUUGCUCUUGGUAACGCUGCCGAGGGUGCGCCUGACUUCAUCUCCACUCAGCUGAAGCCCCUCCUCCCUCUCAUUGUUAGCCUUUUGAGCGACGCCGAAACUCAGGUCAGAUAUGCUUCUCUGAUUGGGCUGAUUCACCUCUCCGAAGAGAUGGUGGAUGAAAUGGUGUCCCACCACGAGGAACUUAUCAAUGCUGUCCUGAAGAACUUGCAGGCUGCUUCCGAAGGUCCUUCCGACAAGAUGAACAUCAACAUUAUCCGCUCUGCCUGCACUGCCCUUGACACACUCGGUGAUGGUGUUGAUACCAAGAUUAUGGCUCAGUACGGGCCCAAUCUGGUGGGUCCUAUGGUCAGGCUCCUGGACCACUCAGACUUUGGCGUUAAGUCUUCUGCCGCCUCGGCUCUUGGUGCCAUUGCUGCUGCAAUGGAGAAGGACUUUCUUCCUUACUUCAACGAUGUCAUGGAAGCUCUUGGAAAGUUCGUUGUUGCCAAGGAGAAUGACGAAGCUCUGGAGCUGCGAAGCUCCACCUGCGACAGCAUGGGCCGCAUCGCUUUGGCCGUUGGUCCCGAAGCCUUCCAGCCAUAUGUCAUGAAGUUGAUGGAAGCAAGCGAAGAGGCCCUGGGCAUUGACAACCCUCGUCUCAAGGAGACCAGCUUCAUUCUUUGGUCCAAUCUUGCCAAGGUCUACAAGGAGGACUUCAACCACUUCCUCAAGGGAGCUCUUGAGGGUUUGUUCAACUCUCUUGAGCUUGAGGAGGAAGAGAUCGAUCUUUCUGGUCUGGAUACCAGCGGACUGGUUGAUGGUUCCAUCGUGGUCGGCGGCAAGCAGAUCAAGGUGAAGGCCUCCUCUGAUGACCAGGAAGAUGAAAUGGCCGAGGGUGAUGAUGACUGGGAUGAUCUCGAAGAUCUUGAGGGUCUCGGUGCUGUCACCGCCGUGGCCCUUGAGCAGGAGAUUGCUCUCGACGUUCUUGGCGACAUUAUUUCUCACUCGUGUGGUACCAACGACCUGGAGACUGUUGUUGAAAAGACUAUCGAGAAGGUCCUCCCCUUUACUGGCCACUCGUACGAAGGCUGCCGCAAGACUGCCAUUUCCACCCUCUGGCGUAUCUAUGCCCGUGUCUUCCAGGUUUGGGAGGAGGGCUCUGGCUCCAAAUGGGAGCCUGGUAUGCCCCCCAAGCAAACGCCUCCUCCUUCCAUCAUCUCUAUUGCACAGACUAUCUUGAUCCCUACUUUGAAGGCAUGGCCUGACGAGCACGAAAGGGCUGUGGUGACUGACAUCAACCGAAAUGUCGCCGCCACUCUCAAAGCUUGUGGUCCUUCUAUUCUGGUUGCUAAGGAUGGUGCAUUACAGGAGAUCAUCUCCGUCGUUGGAACAAUUGUCACGCGAUCUCACCAGUGCCAGCAAGACUUUGGUUUCGAGGAUGAGGAGCCUGAGGUUGAUGCUGGAUCCUCCGAGUACGACUGGCUUGUCACUGACACCGCUCUUGAUGUGGUCGUCGGCCUUGCUGCUGCGCUCGGGCCUGAUUUCCAUGAAAUCUGGAAGAUUUUCGAGAAGCCCGUUCUCAAGUUGGCUAGCUCAACUGAGGAUAUCCAGCGUUCCACUGCUGUUGGCACCAUUGCGGAGAUUGUCAAGUACAUUGGCGAAGCUGUUACCCCUUACACCGAGUCUCUCGGCGAGGCUCUUGCCCGCCGUCUGACCGAUACCGACCCUCUUGCCAAGUCAAAUGCUGCAUAUGCCAUUGGCAUGCUGGUUCUCAACUCCAACGAUACCGCCAAGACCUUCCCUCUCUACCCCAGAAUCUGGGAGAAGCUUGAGCCUCUCUUGGCUGUCAAGGAGCAGCGAAUGGCUGACAACGUAUCUGGCGCUCUUAGCCGCAUGAUGAUCAAGCACCCCGACAAUGGUUUCAUCGCCGAGGCUCUUCCUUCCAUCAUCAGCGUCUUGCCUUUGGAGGAGGACUACGAGGAGAAUGUGCCCAUUUUCCAGAACAUCUACCAGCUUUACGACCAAUCCAACCAGACAGUUCAACAGUUCACUCCCCAACUUCUUACUAUUUUCGAGAAGGUCUUGAGCCCUCCCGAGGAGCAGCUCGAGGACGAUGCUCGCGAAAUGGUGAAGAGGACCGUGCAAGGUCUGUACAAGACCCAGCCCAGUCUCUUUGCCAACCACCAGAGCCUACUGUCCCUGGCUGGCGCACAAUAG
Molecule: messenger RNA, 3294 nt
Organism: Clonostachys rhizophaga
Lineage: Eukaryota; Fungi; Ascomycota; Sordariomycetes; Hypocreales; Bionectriaceae
Source: the annotation of a GenBank genome assembly